Messenger RNA from Protopolystoma xenopodis, 717 nucleotides. The record is from the annotation of a GenBank genome assembly. Lineage: Eukaryota; Metazoa; Platyhelminthes; Monogenea; Polystomatidea; Polystomatidae.
AUGGCGACCACUUUUAAGUUUAAGAAGAAGAACUUCAUCUCUUUAAAUGAGCGAGUCCGGUUCAUUCGCAUCCUCUUCCGCUGGCAGGGCUCAAUCUGGCGCCUACUCUGGGUCGAUCUGCUGAUCUUCAUGAUCUUCUACAUUUUGAUCACCCUGAGCUACAGAUUCGUGUUUGUGCACUUCCCUAGCCUUAAACUGGGAUUUGAGGGUUUCGUCCGGUACACGGACAAAAUUGCCGCCAUCGCCCCCGUCUCCUUCCUCCUGGGCUUCUUUGUCUCCACAAUCCUGACUCGCUGGUGGUCCUUCGUGGCCAACAUUCCUUGGAUGUCGUCACCAUCGUUUCUGAUCCACGCUCUUGUCGGCUCAGACGAACAGGCUUUCGACACUACCGGGUUCCGGAUACGUCGUACGCUUGUGCGCUACAUGAACUUGGCCUGGAUCCUGGCGAUGAUGAAGUUGAGCUGGAAGAUGAAGUCGCGUUUCCGGCCCCUGAAGCCGGUGAAAUUUUCAGACACGGAUGUGAAACCGCGUCGUGUAAGCACAUCUCAUGUGAUCGAUUUGAUCAACAACGACGUCUCGGUGAAGAAGCAAUUCGGCCAGCUCAUCACGACUGAAGAAGCGGCCAUAUUUCUGGAACUCGAGAAGGAGGAGGGUAAGAGAGUCCACAAAGAGACUAAGUCUAGAGUACUCCUUGUUGACAAGGCGUACAAUCAGUAA